Entamoeba invadens IP1 is the source of this 516-nucleotide messenger RNA. RefSeq lists its product as hypothetical. Gene Ontology annotation, molecular function: guanyl-nucleotide exchange factor activity. The transcript has a single exon. The annotation marks the transcript as partial. The record is from RefSeq and is a predicted model, not a curated record. NCBI's taxonomy places the organism in Eukaryota, Evosea, Mastigamoebida, Endamoebidae. Gene Ontology annotation, biological process: positive regulation of GTPase activity; small GTPase-mediated signal transduction.
ACGAAUGUGAUCAAAGUAGAUUUGGAUAUGAAUUAUUUGUACGACAUCAUCUCAGUUGAAUCCGAGCAGAUAAAGGUGGAGAAAAAGCAACCAACAUACUUGAAUAACUCUAUGUUUAUUAACAAGGAGUUCUUAUUUAAUGUGGUGUUUGCAGCUGCUGAUGCGUUCAGAAAACAAAAUUUGCAACAAUACGCAAUUUCUUUGAACAACUUUGUUAUACCAUAUUGUUCCUCUAUUGGUGAUUUUAAAACACUUUCAAGAUGUUAUGUGUCUGUGAUGCAGUUGUAUCAAGAUAUUAAAAAUGUGAAUAAGUACGUCGGAUUUUUCUAUCGAGUCACUUUCUAUGGAAAUGCGUUCGAAGCACUCUUUAUCACUUUUGAAGAUGAAAAGAACAACACUUCCUCACGUACAAAUAACAACAUGAAUCCUCAAAACAACAACAAAAUGGGUGUUUUCAAGCGAGAGUACAUUUACAGGAUUACAAGACAUUUGUCAACUUUGACAAUUAUCAACUAA